AUGGCCAACGUCGUCACGCAGAGCCGAAAUCUCUUCACCCGUUACGAAGGAGGUCCCAUGUGCUUCUCGCUCAUUCCGUGCGCGGAGCGGAAAGAGAUUCGAGAGAUGAUCGAGUACGGUGGUGGGAUGCUCGUGCAGCCUGGCGUCAACCCGCGAGCCAUCAGUCUGGUGCCCGCCGGCGCCACGGUAUCCGUGGGCGGCCCCGACCUCCUCUUCUCGACCGAGUUCGUCAGGGAGUGCUCCAAACGCGGCCAGCUUGUCCCGCUCAAGAACUUCGUAGUCGAAGCGCGGAGUUCCUCUCCGGAGGACGGCGUCGAGGACAUCGACGACGAAGGGGAGACCGCGCACCGGAUCAGAGGCCUGAGGUCAAUACGGGUGAGGGAAAACUUCUCCUUCGGCGAAGACAUCAGCAUCGCCAAGUUCAUGGCCGCAGAACCCGGGCCUAUACGAGGCAACGAAGUAUACAAGCGCCUGGAAAGGUCCGGCCUUGCCGGUAAGCACACCUGGCAGGCCCUCAAGGAGCGCUACCAGAAGAAAAUCUACUCGGUGAUGCACCUGUUCGAGUGUCCAGUGAUCACUGGACCGCAGAGGCUUCGCGCAAAGGCCGCUGGUGGUACGGUCGCUCGCCCCCACGACGAAAAUCGGGCAUGCCCGCCCCCAGAGCCGUGGGACGUCCCGGGCACUUCUGGCUCAGCGGUGCCAACGCCUCCCGCAGCUGCCGACGCGGAUGAACAGAGCUCACCCGCCACUUCGACUUGCAGUUCGCACGUUGUGUCAGAGACCGAUUACCUUUCCGCCGAGUCUCCGCGCCCCUUUGCCAGAUACCUUUGCGACGAGUCUCCGUGCCUGCGAGAGAGCUCCGACGAAUUUGACCAAAAACAGCCGUUCGUGCCAUCAUUCUCUGGCAGCGUCGAUGAUGUCUCGCGCGGCAAGCCUCCAGAGUCUCAAGAGGCUGCUCAUGAUCACAGCAUCGAGAUCUUUGUCUCCCGAUUCGAAGAAAGCGUUUCAACCAUGUCACCCGACACUUCUGGCUUUGAUCUCUUCGGUGACUCGGAGCCUUUUGAUGUCACUAGUUUCGAAGGACAAGCUGCAUCGAAGAGCGACUCCCUGGGAGUCCCGGAGGAGACGUCUUUCGAAACCACCCUGAACGAGACGCCAACCGACGGCUUCUCCGAACAUUCCAGCAUGUUUGCACCUUUGGCAACGGCCCCGAUGGUCUCUUCGAGUCAAGCUCUGCAUUUGCAUAGAGAAGGUGGUGGGCCCUUGCUUUCGGAGCUUUGCUCAAGCCCGGGCGACCUCGAACUCCUGCUGGGGAAACUUUCGGAGCGUGCAUCCCACGACAUGCCAGAAAGCCAAGGGGACCCUCACUUGGCGUCAUUUCCAGACUUCCCUUCCGGCACCCAAGGCCGUCGACCGACCCCGGAGCCGGCCGCAAAGUUGCUGGACGCUCAGGUCUUUGCGGGAGAAGAUUCCAGCAGCGCCAAGGAUAUCUGGGCCCGGUCCCGCGAUGUGGGACGGCGCACAGGACGGCGUGAAAGCCCUCGUCGGGCGGUCCGCCGGAGCGUCUCGCCUCCGGGGGUCGUGAUCGAGGGUUCCCCAGUGGAGUGCGAACAGCCUGGUCCCAGUGGAGCGUCGGUUCCGGACGGUGGCGCAGUGUUUUCCGGCGAAGACGGUGACUUACACAGCUCCGACAAUGUUAUCGUCCGAAAGGGAAAGACUGGCAAGUGGUCGAGAGCGGUUCUAGACGUGAGCAGCAGCAGGUACGACGUCGACGGAGCUGCAGCUUCCAGACGGCAGCAACCGUUGGACGAAGAAGUGCUUGAGCAGCACCAAAGAAACCUGCAGUUGAUGUUGGAUGCCAAAAAGAAGACGGAGCUCGAGUGGCGCAAGCAGCGCCCCCACAGGAGGUGCCCUCCGAACUGCUCGUGUCCGCAAAGUGCCCACCAUGCCCAGCUGCUGCGACUGCUCACUCGCACGCGUGCCAUUCUCGCGUUUCACGAUUCGCUCGAUGCCGACCCGGAAGCGUGUGCUCUCCUGUCGGAACUGAUCGAGCGGCGGCGGGCCAACAUUCCUGCUCCAAUUUCCACCCGUUUGGAAAGAGGGCCAACGAGUUCUCGGCGGUCCAAGAAAUAGAGG
Ixodes scapularis (black-legged tick) is the source of this 2136-nucleotide messenger RNA. RefSeq lists its product as uncharacterized. The transcript is spliced from 3 exons. Bases 1 to 2133 code for a protein of 710 amino acids. NCBI's taxonomy places the organism in Eukaryota, Metazoa, Arthropoda, Arachnida, Ixodida, Ixodidae. Gene Ontology annotation, cellular component: shelterin complex. Gene Ontology annotation, molecular function: telomeric repeat DNA binding. The record is from RefSeq and is a predicted model, not a curated record. Gene Ontology annotation, biological process: regulation of DNA-templated transcription; telomere maintenance via telomere lengthening.